AUGAGCUCAUCAUCCUCGGCAUGUAAUUUAUCAGAAGCAGACUCGAUAUUGAAUAGAGCAGAAACAGCUGGCAAUUUCCCCAAUGAAAGGGGACAAGCACAACGAAACGCGACAGACAAAUCUUUGGUCGACACAAUGAAUGAGGAUAAAGACGAUAAAGGUAAAGAGACAGCUUCAAUUGUGAAUGACAGUGAUACCGGGAUAGGUAAGGUCGUCACUGAUCUGAAUGAAGAAGAUCACAUUGAUGGAUUGCUCUCUCCGACAAGCCAACUCUCUUUCCUGGAUAAAGAAGAUCACUCCACUCCUCUGAUGACUGCAGUAGUAGCUUCGGAUCGUGAGGUACAUGAAGAAGCACAAGGGAACAUCAAUCGUCUGGCAUACAAGAGUGUGAUGUCCAACAAAGGUGACAAUCGCAACUCAAGUGAAAAUAACAUGAAAACUCAUAGCAACAACCUUUCACCAGGUGAUCUAACUCGGCAAGAUCCAGCUAGUCUCCCUCUUCCACUUUCACCACCUUCAACUCCAUCCGCCAACGCAAAUCCAUCACCGUCUCCUGCUACCUCCACCUUUUCAGCAGAAAACCCACUCCCAGCCAGCCGAUAUCCUAUCCCCCAUCGACGACCGAAAGGAUGGAUCACAUCCCUCAAUCAUCCAAGAGCAGUAUCGAACUUUCCUCCAGAUCGUGACCAAAUCCCACUUACUCCUCCUAGAUCAAGUUCAACUUCUGAUUUACCUCCUUCCCAUUCCCGGAAUAGAGUAACAUCAGUCCAAGUUCAUCAACAACCGUAUCAAGGUAGAAGAGUUUCCGGAGCGAUGCAAUAUGCUUUUCAUCCUACUAUCCACAACCAGCUUUCACAAGCGCAAGAUGAACAAUCGACUGGACAGGAUCAAAGUGACCUUCCUGGUGUAGAAGGCGAUUCUGAUGAAGAGUCAAUCGGUAUUGAGACACUUUCACUUGAAGAAGAAACUAGAAUUCGAUAUGAAGUUGGAUUAUCACAAGAUCAAGAUGAAGUUUGGAUGUCAUACGUUCGUAAUCAAUUAUCUGCAUUAUUCCCUGAUUUCUUUGAAAUGAAUCCUGGUUCUCUCAAUCCACCUUUACCUCCUCGAACUGAUCAUGGACAAGUGUCUACAAUGGACGAUAUCUUCCCAUCGGCAAAUGACAACUCAUCACUCCGCCCAAACACACCAGGUGAAAAUGGAUUGAGACACUUCGAUGAUGCACCUUCUCAGGACUAUUCUUCUCCAAACAACGGCGGAGGAGAAGAAGAGGAUCUAUUCUCGCCUACGGCCAAUAGAAGUUUCACCACUGCGGAUACUUCUUCACUCGCUACUCCCCCUUUACAAAGUAACGCAGCUAUGUUAAGAGGUAAUGUCAUCGUGCCAAAUGUGAGAGAUGAGAUUAGCGGAUUGAGAGAAGAGAUCGAAAGGUUGAGGGACGUAGUCGGUGGUUUGGCUCAAGGUUUAGGAGGAAAUCAGAAUCAGCCUGUGAAUGUUGAUGAGGUUGACAACACCGCGAGUCAAGUUGAAGAAACGACCGAUGAUGACCAGGAGAGCGCUCGAGAACAGGAUAUGUCCGAUCAAGGAGCUGGCUCAAGAAGACAGCUCGUGCUUUCAGAAGAGACAAAAGAUGAAAGACAGUUGAUAUCAGAAGCUUUCAAACGAACCGCAGGAAUCUCCGUUGAGAUCAUCCGUAUCCUCGAUCGACAAUAUCACGAUACCUCUCAUGAUGGAACACAGCCUCACACAGUUCAUCGUGAAGAUGAUGAAGUAUUUUCUGCCAGUAAUCUUCUUGUCAUACUUGACUAUGUAAUUUCCAUGUCUAGCAGGUAUUGA
Messenger RNA from Kwoniella shivajii, 1833 nucleotides. RefSeq lists its product as uncharacterized. NCBI's taxonomy places the organism in Eukaryota, Fungi, Basidiomycota, Tremellomycetes, Tremellales, Cryptococcaceae. Bases 1 to 1833 code for a protein of 610 amino acids. The transcript is spliced from 2 exons. The record is from RefSeq and is a predicted model, not a curated record.